UUGGCCCAAGUGAUUUUUGAUCCGCGCGCCGGGCGCGCGGGGUUCAUCGUGGCCGGCCCGAUCACAGGAAGGAUUUUGUGAGCUUGGUGCUGGCCAUGACUCCCUGGAGCCCAGAAUCAUGGAGGUCCCUUCCCAAGCACCAGAUGGCAGAGUGGGAGGACAAAGCCUUGGCCAGCAAGGUUUUGGCGAAGUUGCAAAAGCUGCCCCCUUUGGUUCAGCCGAAGGAAUGCGAUCGCCUGAAAACGCUUCUGGCAGAGGCAGGCCGCGGUGAGCGCUUUAUCGUGCAGGGCGGUGACUGCGCCGAACGGUUCCUGGACUGCGAGGGUGGCCGCCUCGAGACACAGUUGAAGCUGAUUCUGCAGAUGGGCAUGAUUGUGGAGCAUAUCAGCGGCAAGCCCACCGGCAAGAUUUGCCGCAUUGCAGGUCAAUAUGGCAAGCCCCGGUCCAAACCUACUGAAGUGGUGGAAGGCCUCGGUGAGAUCAUGAGUUUCAAGGGCGACAACAUCAACGGUUUUGACCCCAAGGAUCGCAAGUGGGACCCAGAGAGGCUGCUACUAGGUUAUUGGCACUCGGCGGCCACCUUGAACUUCCUCCGCGGCUAUGCAGCCAGUGGGGACCACGACCACGGCCUGCGAAGCAUCACAGUGGAGUCCCUGAAAGCAUCGGAGCAGUUCGGCAGCUACACCGAGGAUGCCAAGGCGAUCUCGAGCAAAAGCAUCAGCUCCGAGACUGUAGAGUUUUUCACCAGCCAUGAAGCCAUGCAGCUGGAUUUAGAGGAAGCCCUCACGCGAGCUGUGGGCUCGGAGUACUACAACCUCAGUGCGCACCUGGUGUGGAUUGGAGAUCGCACACGGCAACUGGACUGCGCACACAUCGAAUACUUUCGCGGCAUUGCGAACCCCAUCGGGGUCAAAGUGGGUCCCUCUAUGAAGAACGAUGAACUCAAGGAUUUGGUGACGGUGUUGAAUCCAAAGAAGGAGGAGGGCAGGUUACUGUUGAUCACACGCUACGGUGCCGGCAAAGCCGAGGCAAUGCUGCCUGACCACAUCGAAGCCGUCAAAGCCAGUGGUGUGCCGGUCACCUGGCAAUGUGAUGGCGUUCAUGGGAACGGCGUGGUGGCGAAGAGCAACAAACUCAAGACGCGCAUGUUUGAUGACAUUUUGACGGAAAUUAUGGAGGUCAUCCCGGUGGGUGGUGAGGAUCAAACCAUGGUGGAUGGCGCGGAUCCGCUGUCUUCCCCUGUCACAGAUGACAGCAGCUUGACACUGAUUGGAAGGAGGAAGGUCAAAGUGGACCCAACUUCUUUGGCCGUUGGCGUGGGCCUGGGUGCCUUGGUGGGUUUUCUCGUCAGCAAGGCCUUGAGCAAGGGAACUUUGGUGAAUCCCAGCAUUGACAAGGCCUCCGCAAAGGUGGCGACUGUGCAAAGUAUGAAGGACAUUGAGGAGACCUGCAAGAACAACAAUGGUAAGGCUGUCUUUUGCCGUUGCUGGCGCAGCAGCAAGUUCCCGUAUUGCGACGGAUCGCACGCAAAGUACAACAAGGAGUGCUGCGACAACACUGGGCCCUUGGUGAUCAACGCUUGA
Messenger RNA from Cladocopium goreaui, 1583 nucleotides. The record is from the annotation of a GenBank genome assembly. Lineage: Eukaryota; Dinophyceae; Suessiales; Symbiodiniaceae.